GGUGGCGCUGGACACAAACGAAACUCUUCACACCAACACAUGGUUUUUGUUUGGCAGAAAACAGCCGAACGCGUUUGAAGUUAAGAAAUCGUUUUAUGUUGUUCAGGUUCGUCUUUACAUGAUGUAGCGGACAUGAGCAGCAGCUACCCCACGCCGGUUUACUCCCACGCCGGACGCGGAAGCUUCCAGGACGUUUACGAGCCGGCGGAGGACUCGUUCCUGCUGAUGGACGCCCUGGAGAAAGAUGCCGAGAGGUUGCAGCAGAUGAGCCCCUGCGUGUGCGUGGAGGUGGGCAGCGGCUCCGGAGCGGUUUCUGCUUUUCUGGCGUCGGUGGUCGGACCUUCAGCUCUCUACCUCUGCACUGAUGUGAAUCCAGCUGCAGCUCAGUGCACAGCCAGAACCGCCUGCUGUAACCGGGUCGCCCUGCAGCCCGUCAUCACAGACCUGGUGCAGAGUCUUUUUCCAAGGCUUUGUGGGACGGUGGACGUCCUCCUCUUCAAUCCUCCCUAUGUGGUGACGCCAUCAGAAGAGGUGGGCAGCAGAGGCGUGGAGGCGGCCUGGGCUGGAGGAGAGCGAGGCAGACAGGUUACUGACAGGUUCCUCCCUCUGGUUGCUCAGCUGCUCUCCAGUAGAGGCCUGUUUUACCUCGUCACCAUCGCCGAGAACAAGCCAGAGGAGAUCAUCAGGUUAAUGAGGCAGUUUGGGCUGGAAGGAGAGACCUGCUUGUCAACCAGAGCUGGGAACGAGAGGCUGUCUGUCCUGCGUUUCUAUAGAAACCAGCAGAGGUGACGGUGAAAGGUUGCUUAGGAACCAGACGGCCCACCACCCAGGCCUCAUCAUUGACCUGUAGCUGAGACAGAACCUUCUGAGCAUCAGCCGGGCCGAC
Molecule: messenger RNA, 886 nt
Organism: Poecilia reticulata (guppy)
Lineage: Eukaryota; Metazoa; Chordata; Actinopteri; Cyprinodontiformes; Poeciliidae
Gene: hemk2
Product: HemK methyltransferase 2, ETF1 glutamine and histone H4 lysine
Biological process (GO): methylation
Cellular component (GO): eRF1 methyltransferase complex
Molecular function (GO): nucleic acid binding; protein methyltransferase activity; S-adenosylmethionine-dependent methyltransferase activity
Source: RefSeq, a predicted model, not a curated record